ACUAGAGGCACACACGCACACAAACACACAAUGGCAAGAUUCCGACCUAGCAACACCAGCAACACUAACGACAACAACAACAAUCACAACAACGCCCCAACAGGUGCUACACCGCUGUUCCAGUCGGAUCUACCUCAUCUGGCUGCAUCUGCCUCGUCUAGCGGUAAAGCUCGAGGAGGAGGAACAGCAGCAGCAGGAGGAGAAUUCCCGUCUACUGCGGGGAGUGCUGGUGCUGGUGCUGGUGUACGACGACCGGGUUUCGCGACUCCUGGUGGGGGGAAACAAGGGUUUGGGGGGAAGACGACGACUGAUGCGGGAGGGUCUUGGGCUGGUGGAAGGGGGUUGGGAGUUGGGAUGGGGCCGAAGAGACAUCGAAAGGUCCUUCGCGAUAACCUUCAAGGCGUUACGAAAGGCGACAUCCGCCGCCUCGCGCGCCGCGGCGGCGUCAAACGUAUUCAAGCGACCAUUUACGACGAGACGAGACUCGUCCUUCGCAAACGACUAGAAGCGCUGUUGAAGGACAUUUGUGCCGUCGUGGAACUCUCGGACCGCAAGACGGUGUGUGUGACGGAUGUGGUGUUUGUGUUGAAUCGCAUGGGCAGGCCGCUUUAUGGGUUUGGGGGGGCUGAGCGGUGAAGAGAGCUGUUGCGGGUUGGGUCAGGGAGGGUGUGGUAAAGCUUUUCUUACGGGUUUCGCGAUCUGAUUCGAGUUGGCAAGGUACCUCGUAGUUUUUAUCUUUCGGCAUUUCGAAGAUACCUACUAGGUACAUUUGGAGCAGAUGAUCUCGCGCGGGGUGUGAAGGCGUGCACGUUUCUCAAGAGUGCUCGUCGUGGUGGUAGUGAGUUGAGGUGAGGUGGAAAGCGUAUCGCCGUUGCACAGCGUAUUGAAGAGGUUAUGUACCUAGACCGAAGCGUUUACAACCAACCAAUACUCGUUCCUUCAGCUUUCAAAAAAGCAAGAAAAAGCAAA
This is a messenger RNA of Sphaerulina musiva SO2202, 969 nucleotides long. RefSeq lists its product as uncharacterized. Gene Ontology annotation, molecular function: protein heterodimerization activity; DNA binding; structural constituent of chromatin. Gene Ontology annotation, biological process: nucleosome assembly. The record is from RefSeq and is a predicted model, not a curated record. The transcript has 2 exons. The coding region runs from base 31 to 636 and encodes 201 amino acids. NCBI's taxonomy places the organism in Eukaryota, Fungi, Ascomycota, Dothideomycetes, Mycosphaerellales, Mycosphaerellaceae.